UUUUUGCUUUUCCAAGAUGGCGGAUUUUGAGCCUGAGAAAAUGUCAAAACAGGUAGAAUAUUUUGCGAAUUUCCCUUGUCAUUUUACAACUAAAUUAAACUCAAACAAUUGUUACUUAACUGGCACCAUCUUAGCUUUGUACUGAAGCAGUUUUUAUUGUUUUUUAAAGGACUCUUUAGAUGGAAAAACAAAAGAAUCUAACUUGCUUUUCCCAGUGGAGGAAAACGAGAAUUUUGAUUUGAUGAACGAUGAAACGUUUGGCUCAGACUCUUUCGGUUUGUAUUCUCUCUCUUUUUUUGCUUUUUAGAACAAAGGGUUGUACUUGUUAAAUUUUGUACUAAUUGUAAAAUUUGUACAUUUGUUGCAAAAUUUUUGUACACUUUAUUGAAUUAUUGCAACAUUUUUGUACACUUUAUUAAUUAAUUAAAUAAUAGUGCAAUAACUACUUGUAGUAUUUUUAUUUGGCCUAUUUCUGUUGGUCAAUAUUGGAAACGUCAGGACUUUGUAUAAAAAUGUAAAAAAUAUACAAGUAAAUUUCAAGCAACAUGUAGCUUCCUGCCUGGAAAGUUUGUAAAUCUGUAAGUCUGAAAGUAAAUAUAUAGAAAGUGUCAAAAGUGUGCACCCGAUAUCUUGGUUGCGCGAUACAAACUUUCCACAAUGGUGUAGCUUUAAUAAUUUGUAGCCUGCCAAUGCUUUCGUGACAAAUCUUCAGAUUGAUAGGGCCAUAGAAAAAAUACUUCGGUUUCUAUUUUCCCAAGCUUUACCCGACGCUACGGAAAUCACCGACCCUAUCUGAAGUUUGGGAUGAGUUUGGAGCAAUUUUUCAUUCCUAGUUUUGUACUUACUGUCAUUGCAAUGGAAGUGUUGAUAAAAUAUUGUGUUUGAAUCAAUCAAUGGCUUUACGUUUCAGUGACUGAUUGACCAAUUGGGAAGAAGCAUGCCGGUAAACAGGAAGUUGAUCAAUUUUCUAUCAAAUGAAUUGAUCAAUUUGAAGAAAGGAAUUGGUGCAAUAUUUUAUCAACACUUCUAUUGCAUCGACAGUAAUGUUUAGCUAUAUAAAGUUAUGAACAAGCUUUCGUUGGUAGGGGUGCAGCUAGCUGCAGAAUAGUCGGAGGAUUUCAACGUUUGAGCGAAGACCCUUCGUCUGGCGGUACUAGACAAAGGGCCUUCGCUCGGAACGUCGAAAUUCUCCUUAAAUUUUUCAGGUAGUCCUAGUUCAGGUAGUUCGAAACGUCGAAAUUCUCUUUAAAUUUUGCAUCCCUAGCAACCAGGGUCUUAGCCAGGAUUUGCAACUUGGGUGUAGGCUGUUGCGGUAUAUCGAUAUACCGAUAAUUAUCGGUUUUUUAUAAAUACCGAUAACUCGAUAUUGAAAUUUUUAAUAUAUCGGAAUAUCGAUAUUUUUCGGUAUUAUUGAUAUCACAUUUAAGUUUGUAUAUGUUAACGUCAUAUUAAAGCUUUUUCAAGCGCUGAUUGGAGUUAUUUCAGAAGGACGAAGACGAUCAUUGUGUUAAUUCCGCGGUAAAACCCGUACUGAAAUUAAGGUUAGAGCGAGAUCUAAAACGUGUUUGUUUAUAAGUUGGCGUUGCAAGGUGUAAUAUGCAUAGAUAGUAAUAUGUCAUUUCGCGCUUGCCAAAAAAUGAACUUUUAGAAUGUAAACAACGGUGGAUUACAAAUGUUUUAGAAAAACAAAAACUAACCUCAUUGGAAAUUGUUUAUCUGGUGGACAACCUUUGUUUCGAAUUCGCAGUUGAAUAAAAUGUUUUGAAACAAUUUCCCGGUCAAAAAUAUCACACAUGAUUUUAAUAUGCAUUUUCAAUUCUUAAAGCGGACAUUUCACAGGCUACUGAUCACUGGCCUCACACUUUAUUGAAAAUAUCACGCACCCGAUGAGUCAAAGCUGUUAUAUCGUGGCUGUUUGGCAUCAUUUGAAAACAGAAACUUUUGCAUAAAAUUAAGCAACUUUUGCAUAAAAUUAAGCAAAAUACGAUCGCGAAAAAAUAUCGGUAUUAUCGGUAUUUUUUUUCCGGUAUCGGUUUUCGUUUUUUUUUCAAAUACCGCAACAGCCUACUUGGGUGUCCAAAUUUGAAAUUUCAUUUAUGACACCCAAUUUUUGCCAUAUGGAACCAUGGCACCACUUCAUGCACCAGUAAUUCAAUGUGAUUAUUCCCGAAUGCUGGGGGUAAUCGGUGACCGCACUUGAGAAUCGCUCAAAAAACUAAUAAUAUAUUCAAUUAUUCGGACUAUGUGACUACUCACUACACUGACUGCAUUUUAAUUAAUACUGAGUACAGUUUAAGUAAAUCUGCCAAUAUAUUAAUCUUAUGAUUGAUAUUAUGUUGUCACUUUCAUGCUAUAAAUACAGUACUUGUAGCUUUGAUAAGCUAUAGUGUGAGUGAAGAACACAACCAAAAAAAAACAAAAAGCAACUAAUUAUCUUAUAUAGUUAUAUUCUACGGUUUUUGGCAGCUAGGCCUAGGAAUCUUUGGUUUGGCAGAUUUGGCAGCUUGCAAGUGAACAAUGUUUAUUACGUCUUUUUUAGAACGCCGUCCAAAUUUGAAAAUGGCCGCCCAAAAGACGGCUGGACGAUAGGCUGGCUAAGACUCUGCUAGCAACGAAAGCUUGUUCAUAUUAUUGAUACUACCUAAACUGGCAGAGACAGUUCAAGAUUGUACAAAGAGUAUAGCCAGUUCAUUUCAAAGUUAACUUAACUCCUUUUGUCAGUACUGACUCCUUGACGAAAAGCCUUCGCUCGGAACGUCAAAGUUCACCUUGAAAAAUACAAGUGAAACUUCAAUGUUUUGAACGAAGUGACUUUGUUAGAGUAAAAUAACAAAUAAUUGCGGGAACCACUAAGUAUUUUCAUAAAAUACAAUACAACGGUAACUCCGAAUAAAGUAAGCAUUUUGAUUCAACGUUUCGACUUUAUUUAGUCAUCAUCAGGAAUGGUUAUAUUACAAGUGCAUGCGUUAUAUAUACUCUACGUAAUUUGAUAUAUAAUUAAAAGAAAACCGAUAGUUCUCUGGAUGCUUUAGUCCCAUGAUUCAGUUCCGGUAAAACAACCGUGUAAGUUCAUUGUUUAUUGGGAUACCACCAAUUUCGUGCAAAGAUAAAACACCUAAGGAGUUUCAAAGUUCGGUUGUUUAUAAAUUUUCAUGUCCUGGGUGCGGCAAAACAUACAUAGGAAAGACCGACAGAUGCCUCUACACAAGACUGAACGAACAUGCAAUCACAGACAAAAACUCAGAGAUUUAUAAACACAUUAACACUUGCGAACAAUUCAACUAUCUCACAAAUCUAUUACAACUGAACAUAGACGAACCCAACACUGACCAAUUUAACCUAACAGCCUUCCUACUGAACAACUGCAACAUUAUAGACAGGGCUAAGCACUGGUCAAAUCUGCUGUUCAAAGAAACACUCACCAUUCAUCGACAAAAAACGGAACUGAAUCAUGGGACUAAAGCAUCCAGAGAACUAUCGGUUUUCUUUUAAUUAUAUAUCAAAUUACGUAGAGUAUAUAUAACGCAUGCACUUGUAAUAUAACCAUUCCUGAUGAUGACUAAAUAAAGUCGAAACAUUGAAUCAAAAUGCUUACUUUAUUCGGAGUUACCGUUGUAUUGUAUUUUAUGAAAAUAACAAAGUAGUGUGCAUUAGGGUGCGAUGUGACUUAAUGGCUAAACAUACUUAUUGUCAUUGACAGACACUGGAUGGGUUGAUUCAGACAAACCUGACGCUAAAGUUGAUGAAUUUGAACAGUGGAAAAAACAACAAAUGGUGUUGUCUAACAAAGAGGUUCCGCUUGACGAGGCGCCUCCACGUAGCCAAGAUGAGGUAAACAUUCACACCGUGUUUGAACUAUGAUGACAUGGCUAGCAUUCUGUUACAGAUUCACUAUGUUUCUUUAGUCUGUGUUUACACUAUGACGUAUGCUACGGCAAAUUUCCUGCGGCGUAUUGAUUUCCAUCCGGACGGAGUGCCAAGCGUAGUGGUCUGUAAUUGGGACGCUACCACAAACUACUCCAUCACAGGGUGUUAGCCAGAAAAAAAAGUUUUGUCCAUUAAACUUAAAUUGGGAAAGUUUUUUUGACCGAUCAAAGUCUUUGUGUAUAGGAACAAAUCGUGUUUUUUCCAACGUGUUUCUCCUUAGAUGCAAACAACGGUAGCUUGGUUUUGUACAUUUCAUUUCCGGUGAUGAACACUGAAAAAUGCACCCGAUGGCACUUCGUUUUGUAUAUUCUAUUUCCGGUGAUGCACACCGAUUACACUUUGUUUUGUACAUUUCAUUUCAGUGAAUGCACACCCAAUAUGAAUGAAACGCAAUACAUUUUGAUAUAAUCUUCUUUUCUUUGAUAUAAUAAUAUAAAAUCAAUUAACGCAAUGCACUUUCUCAUCAGAAAAAAAUGAAAAUCUUCCAGUAGACCCAGUUGGGAAAGCCCCUUAGCUACUUCAAUUGGGAAGAGUCUGUCAAACGGACAGUAUAUGGUCUAGCUAACACCCUGCAACAUAGUGUAAACACAGUACUAAGAAACAUGGUGAAUUUUUAAUGGUGCAUGGCAUUGUAGUUAACGCAACCUCAGAUAUAUAAUUUGACAUGUAAGAAUUUGAUUGCAAUUCUUUUCUCUCCGAUCAUCUGAUCCUUCCUUGCUGCACAAAAAAUACCAGGAAUGUUAAAUUUAAUUGUGAUUUUCUUUCAGGAAAAAAUGGCAGAAGCUAUUUCAAAACUUGAAAGUAUUGGUAUCACAUCUCCCAAAAAGGUAUGCAUCGAUAGAUUAAAAUGUAGCAACUAUAUAUUAAAUGAAUAAUUAAUCCUCUUUGCAAUCAUUGGGCUUUUCCAGGCACAAUUUUCGGAAGCGGAAAAUUGCCUCGUUUGUAAUCAAAUCCAGCGGCAAUAUUUUUCCGAGCGGUAUAUGGAAAUAAACUUAAUGUAAAAUCAAAAUAUAAAGAAUGUCAAGUGUGAAACGUCUCUCCCAAGAACACCAAACAACAUAUUAACCUUGCCUGUUGCAGUAAUUGCAAAAACAACUCUGUAACGAAAACAUCGAUUGAGAACUUCAUUUUGAAAUCUGUCAAAUGUGCGUGGGAAAUUUGGUGCAAAUCUUUUUAUAAAGCUCAUGCACUUGAACUGAACAACAUUAUUAUACAACCUAUUAAAGAGAAAUAGAUAUGGCGGCAAAAAUUCUGGUAUGGGUAGACCCAAUUGAGUUGCAUUUCACCCUAAUGUCAAAAUUCAUAAGCUUAUUGGCUAAUCAUGUCAACCAUAAUAUGUCAUGUGCAGUGGCUUUAAACCUAAUAAAACACUCCUAAUUAGUAUUCUUUAUAUAAAUAAUACUAAUAAGGCAGUAUAUCUAUUGAAUAUAUAGUUGUGUUUGAAGCUGUUUAAUAAACUUGCAGGUCGUGUUUUAUUAUGUAUAAAGCCACUCACGCGCUAGCGUACGUAUGUACAUGGCUUUAAAACUAAUAAAACAAAGUUUGUUUAUUAAACAGUACUUUUACUUCAUGCAACAUCAGAGGAAAGCCAUCUUUUGCUUGUCAAAUGGAGAGUACGUGCUGGCACUCAAUGAGUUAAUAUAUGUAUUAUCUAAAGUAGGAGACAGAGCCUUCCCUCACAGCAUGUGACCCUGCUUACCAAAACAUAACAUUAACCUCUCGUCCUAAUAUAUUUACUCAUUAUUGUUAUCUAGGAGCCAGAUUCACCCCUCCGAAAUGCCCACGCCAUCGAGGCACUAUGGCCCACCUCACCAAAACAUAGCAGCAACGUUGUGACACCUGAUCAUUCACCUUAUCAUAUGUCUGAUCUGGUAGGAGAAUUUCUUAAACUAUAUUCAUUUACGACCAUACGUUCUCUGAAAUCUACAUAUGCAGGAAGUUUUAUAUUUGACUUAUACAAGAAAUUUUUAUUUUUGGAUUUUGCUGCCAGAAAGAGAAAUAUAUUUUCUAGGCAUGGCUUGCAAAUCUUCAACAUAUAAAGAACUUUUCUUGUUUAAUAAGUUUAAAUGUUUUUUCAGCUGUCUCCCACCCACAAUAUCUGGGGUUCUCCUUCAAGCGACGAGAGAAGUUCAGCAGCGGAUGAGAAAGAAGCACAUCCUGUCAAGAAUGACUUGGAUCACGAGGAUAAUAGAAAAUUAUAUUCCCCAGUCUUGGAGGUAAUCUGUCUAUUAAAUAUGGUAUGCUGUGGUAUGGUGUAGCAUGAUAUGGUAUGAUGUGCUGUCUAGUAUUGUAUGGUGUGUAUGGUAAGGCAGUAUGGAAUGGUGCAGUAUGGAAUGGUGCAGUAUGGUAUGGUAUGUGUAUGGUAUGGUGUGUAUGGUAAUACAGUUUGGAAUGGUGUAGUAUGGUAUGGUGUAGUAUGGUAUGGUGUGGUAUGGUAUGGUAUGGUAUGAUAUGAUAUGAUAUGAUAUGAUAUGAUAUGAUAUGAUAUGAUGUGGUGUGGUGUAGUAUGGUAUGGUGUAUGGUAUGGUAUGUGGUAUGGUGUGUUGUAUGGUAUGGUGUGUUGUAUGGUGUGUUGUAUGGUAUGGUGUGUUGUAUGGUAUGGUGUGUUGUAUGGUAUGGUGUAUGGUAUUGUAUGGUGUAUGGUAUGGUAUGGUAUGGUGUAUGGUAUGGUGUGUUGUAUGGUAUGGUGUGUUGUAUGGUAUGGUGUAUGGUAUGGUAUGGUGUAUGGUAUGGUAUGGUGUAUGGUAUGGUGUGUUGUAUGGUAUGGUGUAUGGUAUGGUAUGGUGUAUGGUAUGGUAUGGUGUAUGGUAUGGUGUGUUGUAUGGUAUGGUGUGUUGUAUGGUAUGGUGUAUGGUAUGGUAUGGUGUAUGGUAUGGUAUGGUGUAUGGUAUGGUGUGUUGUAUGGUAUGAUGUGUUGUAUGGAAUGGUGUGUUGUAUGGUAUGGUGUGUUGUAUGGUAUGUUGUAUGGUAUGUUGUAUGGUAUGGUGUGUUGUAUGGAAUGGUGUGUUGUAUAUGGUAUGGUAUGGUGUGUUGUAUGGUAUGGUGUGUUGUAUGGAAUGAUGUGUUGUAUGGUAUGGCGUGUUGUAUGGUAUGUUGUAUGGUAUGGUGUGUUGUAUGGAAUGAUGUGUUGUAUAUGGUAUGGUAUGGUGUGUUGUAUAUUGUAUGGUAUGGUGUGUUGUAUGGUAUGGUGUGUUGUAUUGUAUGGUGUGUUGUAUUGUAUGGUGUGUUGUAUGGUAUGGUGUGUUGUAUGGUAUGGUAUGGUAUGGUUUGUUGUAUGGUAUGGUGUGUUAUAUGGUAUGGUGUAUGGUAUUGUGUGUUGUAAGGUACAGUGUGGUUUUUGUGUGGUGUGUUUGGUAUGGUAUGAUAUGUUGUCUGGUAUGGUAUGGUGCGGUGGGUUGUGUUGUGGUGUUGUAUGCAGGUAUGCAAUGGUAUAGUGUGUUGUGACAUUUUGUAUAUAUAAUGGUAUGCUAAGGAAUUAUAUGGCUGUGAUAUGUUGUAGUAAUAGAAUAUGUACGCAGGGGUUUCAGAAUAAGCCGGCGGACGGCGGAGUUCCGCCGGCUACUUGAACUUUUACCGCCGGCUACUUUUCGUCUGGUCACAGGAAAAAUUUUAUAUACAAAGGUACAAGCGAACCAACACGAUGUUUGUUAUGUUCCAAUUGGAAUUCAAGGAGGCCUCGAAUUUCCCUGAAAUCAAUCGACGGCAAUGGUGUUAAAAAUUGCCGUAGAGUUUCCACGCGGCAGUUUUUUCAAAUUACUGUAAUAAAAAUUUAAUUUUAUUGUUAAUUUGGAUCGCUGACAAGCUAUAGAAACAUGUUUACGUAUUUCUUUAGUGUUUUUUUUUCGAAGAAAACUGAGAUUAAAAGAGUAAUUUACGGAUGAUUUGAUCAACAUCUGAAUUCAAGUAUCAAAAUAGUAGUGCACAGUGAACAGUUUAAAAAUUAUACUAUACGGCAAAAAAUUGUCGUCGUUGCCGCAAUGAUUUGUUCUCCCACUACGUCUACGGCAAUUGCCGCGAUAAAAUUCAAGCCCUGAAUUCAAGCAAAACACACUUAUUUUGGAAGAUCAAUAAGAUAAAUUAUAAUACAUAGUACCAAACAUAGCAAAAGAAAGAAAAAGUGAUGAAGUGAAGUUCUACGUACGUACAUACAUGUAAGUAUAACAUCAUUUGAUUAAUGAUUUCGGACUCACAAAUUAAUACUAUUACUGUAGUGUACAUUGUCAUUCUGUUCAUGCAGCUGUAAAAAUUAAACUACUAGUAGCACACUAACUGAGUACAUUGUCACUUACAAGUAUAAAUGCAAAUGACAUCUAAAUCUAACAUGUUAACAGUUGUACUUUGUCUUUUUACGUAUUCUAUAUUAUUUGAUUGUUAAUUUGCGGCGAAAUUUUUUAAAAUUUUCAUGCGAGGGCACGCCACCCUCUCCGCGAGAUUUUUUAACUAUCAGUCCGCACAGCCGGCUACUUUUUUGGUAGAACCUCCUACUUCAAAUCAUUUUGAAACCCCUGUGUACGGUACCAACGUAAGCCUACAACAUCUUUAAACCAAGUCUAACCAUGUUACUCUAGGAUGAAGCAAUAGUCUCGGCGCUUCCCAAGAGAAUUCCCAAACCAAUACGUCUUGAAGACUUAGAGAAGAUUGGUUUUCCUCCUCAAAUCAACCAGUUACCUCUCAACAUGCAUCCGUUUGUAAAUGGUCCUCCUAAACUUAUCAGACCUCCGCCCGGAUUUCCUUCUAACAUCAGGGUAAGUAUUGAUGAAAGAUUUCCUUCACCCCCUAUAGAAAUAGCAAUAGCCAAAACAGUUGGAAAAACACCAUGGGACCAUUUGUCCCAGAAAAUUUUGAGUUUCCCAGAAAAUAUUUCCCCAGAAAGAAAGAGAACAAGAUAAUUGUAAAACGUUGGACAAAAGGAGAAAUUCCAAGGAAAAUUGUAGGCAAUAGAAAGAAUGUUACCUUCACUGCAGGAUAUGAGCUCAGAAAUGCAAUUAUAAGUGCAUCCAUUUUAAUAAUGCGAUAGUGUGUAAAUGAUUAGGCCUAAAAAAAAUACCUGUGGUUCUGGUUCCCGACCGACCCUAUCUUUUUCUGCCGAUCCUAUUAUUUUUUCAACGCGAUUGACCCUGCGACCCUAUUUUCUCCGGGUGGUUGCGGGCUGCUGCCAAAAUGCCGUCUGUUGUCACACUAAUUAUUGAAAAAACCAUGAAAAAAAUAUUUAAAAAAAAAAUUUAUUAUUUACUAGCUACUAACUCUUGACGAAGGGCCUUCGCUCGAAACGUUGAGUUUCUGCUUAUUUUUUAAGGCAGUAAUAUAACCACUCAACAUAGCAUUUUCACAUUGGUACUACCCACACUGGUACAGACAGUUUUAGUAUAAAUAUAUAUACUAUAGAACGAUACAACAAAAGUUGUAUGACAACUAUAAUGCAUUUGUAGCCGCCAAUCUGGGACACGUGAUUUUCAAAAUUUUCUGGGGCCGGUUCAAAGCUGGGUUAGCUUAACCCUGGGUUAACCUAAAAUUCAAAGCAAACUUCCUGACAGCUUGUCUAUAAAUUUGGACAUAUUUCUUCAGAGAUCUUGUCUGGAUCGAUAGCAGUUUACUUCUCCGAAGUUUUGAAAUAAACAGACGUGCAGAAAUAUACAAACUAAAACAGGGGGUUAAAUUUUAACCCAGGGUUAGCGCUAAACCACCUUUGAACAACCCAGCCCAGGAGGAGCAAGGUUUUAAAAUGUUACAAAGUUUUUUUCACUCAUUAACAUUUUUCCUUUUCAGACUCCGUAUCCACUGCAGUCGACUCCCUACAUGCAAUCCCCCAUUCCACCUGUUCCACAGAAUGUGACCAUGGCUCAGGCGCAUGCUCAAGCGAUGUACACCGCUAUGAUGAAUCAAAGAAUGGGGUUUCCACAACCUUUCCCCCGCACCCCACCCUCCCAACCUGUCCACUUCCCAAGACCUGUUUAUCAUUCUGAUCCAG
Paramuricea clavata is the source of this 9895-nucleotide messenger RNA. The record is from the annotation of a GenBank genome assembly. NCBI's taxonomy places the organism in Eukaryota, Metazoa, Cnidaria, Anthozoa, Malacalcyonacea, Plexauridae.